Messenger RNA from Aspergillus nidulans FGSC A4, 648 nucleotides. RefSeq lists its product as uncharacterized. The transcript has a single exon. Lineage: Eukaryota; Fungi; Ascomycota; Eurotiomycetes; Eurotiales; Aspergillaceae. Bases 1 to 648 code for a protein of 215 amino acids. The record is from RefSeq and is a predicted model, not a curated record.
AUGGCUCCCCGGCCAGAGCUCUAUCACCUUCAAACACCAGAGCACAUUAUAUUUCCCUCUGAGUUGCAGGAGUAUCUGCGAGGUCCAAACCCGACGCCAGCAAGGUGCACCGAUGGCAAGGGGCCCUCCGUGCCUCCUCCUCUCGCCUACACAGAGUUUCUCAAAGCUCUUAGCCCAGUAUUCGGCAGUCCUCUGGAGUCCGCAACUACACCUUACUCAUACACUUUCAACAAACAGCUUCCCUCCCCGCAAUCACUCCCUUCAACAGCGUCAACAACCUCCUUUUCCAGCGACACCGUGACCGCAGUGAGGGCACCAAAGACCCACAGACGCGCACGCUCAGGGCCUCCAACUCCUUUGAACGUGCCUAGGUCCGCUGUGGAAUCAGGACAGCUCCGCCGGCUGCGCAUGUCCCCAUCCUAUCCGUACUCACCGGGCGUGGUGGACUCGCCCAAGAGCGCGUAUGCCGUUCGGUCCCCGUAUCCACCGCUGGAUCGGCAAAUGCGACACGUGGGUUCGCCUGCUAGUACUGGGAGGUCAAUCACCAUUCAGCAUAUUGUCACGCAUACUGUGACACUGAAGCGAGUUCCUUCGCUUGCGCCGCCGCCGAAGGGGAAGAGGAGGCGGAUGAACCAGACUACGCAAUGA